Ostrea edulis (European flat oyster) is the source of this 2855-nucleotide messenger RNA. Its product is annotated as spermatogenesis-associated protein 20-like. The transcript is spliced from 14 exons. Bases 40 to 2421 code for a protein of 793 amino acids. Lineage: Eukaryota; Metazoa; Mollusca; Bivalvia; Ostreida; Ostreidae. The record is from RefSeq and is a predicted model, not a curated record. Gene Ontology annotation, biological process: carbohydrate metabolic process.
CGACUUGACACUCACUCGUCAGACCGGAUAAGAUCCCCGAUGCAGAAUUUUGGACAGUUGAGAUGGAUAAGCAGAAGGCUUCUCAAUUUAAAAGCAACCGAAAAAUGCUUUUGUAUGAAGCCUCAUAACUAUGUAAUUAAAUCACUAAAUUACAGUCACUGUCAAUAUCUCAUAAGUAGAAAUUUUGCUGUCAGUAGAAUGAUGGCAGCAGGUGGGGAAACUGGUCAGAGCAACAAGAAAAGAAAUCGACUGGCAACAGAGCUAUCUCCAUAUCUGUUACAACAUGCAGCCAACCCAGUGGACUGGUAUCCAUGGGGUCAAGAAGCAUUUGACAAAGCGAAACAAGAGAACAAGUUGAUUUUUCUGUCUGUUGGCUACUCUACUUGUCAUUGGUGUCAUGUGAUGGAACGGGAGUCGUUUGAGGAUGAGGAAAUUGGUCGUAUCCUGAAUGAUAACUUCAUCUCCAUCAAAGUAGACCGGGAGGAGAGACCCGAUGUGGACAGAGUCUAUAUGACAUUCAUUCAGGCUACUGUAGGAGGGGGAGGCUGGCCUAUGAGUGUGUGGCUGACACCAGAGCUAAAACCAUUAUUUGGGGGAACCUAUUUUCCUCCAGAUGAUAGAUAUUAUGGUCGUCCAGGGUUUAAAACAGUGCUGAACACCAUUACAGAACAAUGGAAAACAAAGAGAACUGUAAUAGAGGAACAGUCCUCUGUUAUAUUGAGGACCCUCCAGGAGGGAACCAGUGCCUCUGAGGCCCCUGGUCAGGCCCUCCCAGACCUCAAGGCCUGCACAGAGAACCUCUAUUAUCAGCUUGAAAGGUCUUUUGAUCAAGAGGAGGGUGGAUUUUCCAAGGAACCAAAGUUUCCUCAACCAGUCAACUUCAAUUUCCUUUUCCGUAUGUAUGCCAAAUGCAAGGACACAUACAGUGAAAUGGCAAAAAGCAGUUUGGAGAUGGCAACCUUUACCCUGACAAAGAUGGCUAAAGGAGGAAUAUUUGAUCACAUAGCUAAGGGCUUUCACAGAUACUCUACGGAUGCAGCCUGGCACGUCCCUCAUUUUGAGAAGAUGUUGUAUGAUCAAGGUCAGCUGCUGUUUACCUAUGCUGAGGCUUAUCAGAUCACGAAACAGGAUGAAUUUGCAGUAGUCAUUAGAGAUAUCGCAGAAUAUGCCAUGAGAGAUUUGUUACAUCCUGCGGGGGGAUUUUACAGUGCGGAAGAUGCAGACUCCCUACCAACAGCUGAGAGCACCAAGAAGAAGGAGGGGGCAUUCUGUGUGUGGACAUUUGGUCAAAUAGAGGAAGUCUUAGGGGAGAAGGUCAAUGACAGCCUCACUCUGGCACAGGUUUUCUGUCAUCACUUCUGUGUCAAGGAGAAAGGGAAUGUUAAUCCAAUGAAGGAUCCUCAUGAUGAGCUGAAAAACCAGAAUGUGCUGAUUGUCGAAGGAUCUCUAGAAGAUACAGCCAAAAAAUUAUCGCUAAGUCCUGUUGAAGUAAAUGAAAUUCUGGAGAAAUGUAGAAUUCUUUUGUACAAGGAAAGGCAGAAACGACCCAAGCCACAUCUUGAUGACAAAAUUGUCGCCGCUUGGAAUGGUCUGAUGAUAUCAGGACUGUCCAAGGCUGGCCAAGUCCUGAAAGAGCCUGUCUUUGUGGAUCAGUCCAUCAAGACGACCACUUUUCUGAAAGCCCACAUGUAUGAUGAAGACAGCACCACUCUGUACAGAACCAGCUAUGUGGAGGAGAAUGACAUUACUACUGGGUCUACCCCAAUUGAGGGAUUUGUUGACGAUUAUGCCUUUGUCAUUCGAGGUCUCCUGGACCUUUACGAAGUUUGCCACGAUGACACAUGGGUGGAGUGGGCGGAGCAAUUGCAGGAGCGACAGAAUGCCUUGUUCUGGGACAGUGAGGGAGGGGCCUACUACAGCAAUAGUGGCAGGGAUGCCUCCAUUGUUCUCAAACUCAAGGAUGAUCAAGAUGGUGCUGAACCAUGCUCUAAUUCUGUUGCUGUUAGCAACCUGGCCAGGCUAGGAACACUACUGAACAGACAGGAUUAUCAUGAAAAAGCUGCUACGAUUCUGAGAGUAUUUUAUGAGAGAGUGACAAAGAUUCCCAUUGCUGUUCCAGACAUGAUCUGUGGACUGAUGCUGGUGCAAGACACUCUGAAGCAGAUUGUGUUGGUGGGAGACCCAGACUCAGAUGAUCUGAAUGCACUGAAGGACUGUGUUGACAAACAUUAUAUACCUAACAAAGUUACAAUUAUUGCUGAUGGCAAGAGUAACCAGUUCUUGCAGGGAAAACUUGAAUUCUUGAAUACCUUAACAAAAAAGGACAACAAGGCAACUGCUUAUGUAUGUGAGAACUAUGCUUGUGAACUCCCUGUGACAUCUGUGUCAGAUUUAGAAAGGCUUUUAAAUGUCAAGGAAUGAUUCAGCUUUGUAAAACAAGCUCCAUAUCACAGGCUAUAACAGACUACUUCCUGUAGAGGAGGCCUGGAUGAUGCGAGGAGGGUGUGUUUGCUCAGUUUUUGUGGAGUACUUUUCUGAUUGUUAAAAUUACCUAAACUGAAUUGAAGAAAUUUUGAUAAACAAUGAAGCAAGCAAUCUUGUAGCUAUAGAAGGAGUUUGACCUUAAAUAUGCAAUGUCAUGAAUACUGUACAUUGAGCAAAUUAAGCAGAUAUUCUGUAAUAUUGAAAUGUUUCUGAAUCUGAUUCAAUGUCUGAUAUUUAGUUCCUUGUAUAUACAAUGUACAUGUAUCUCCCAAGACAUUUUGUUUUAUGGAUAUUAUUUUGGAGUGUAGUGUAUGGAAAUAAUUCUAACUGUGAUAUUGAAAUACUAAAUAAAACAACUUCAUGUAUUAAAA